UUGGCAUAUCUGUUCUUUUGCUUGGUAGGUUGCUAACUCAUGCAGAGAAAUUAAUUGAUGGGAUCAUGUAACUCUGAUUAUAUUUGACUUUGGUUGUACUUGAUGUAACUAGUCAUCUAGUAGUGUUGUAAUGUUCAGCCCAUUCUACCAGUUUUUAUGUGCUGCUAUUUUGUUAGUCAGCCUUUUCAAUUUGUGAUACAUUGAUUAAGAAGUGAUAUUCUGCUACCUGAUAAAUUCUCCCACUAAUCAAGGUGAGUGGUUUGCAAUUUUAAGAGAUUCCCCCUUACGUUCCAGAGGGAAUUUGGUCAGAAAACUUAAUUUUCAUUGUUGGUUUUUCUUGCUACUCAUGAGGAUUGGAGGACAGUUCUAAACGAGUUAGCUUAUUUAUUUAUUUAUUUAUUUUUAUUGAGGUUUGUGGAGGUCAUUCUUACUGCUGGCGCUUUUGUUUGCAAAUGUCAUGCAAUGUGAGAGAGUAGAAGACUGAUUGGGAAAUUUAUUGCUGCAGUUAAUAGCUUUGAUGGCGUUGUUCCUUUUGAUUAUGAUUAAUCUGUGGUGGUUGUAUCUUCUUUCGUUGUUUCCAGCGACUGGGGAGUUUUAGUUGUUUCCAGCACGGUUCAUCAUGUCUUUUCUGCUAUGCACAUGUUUAAGGUCAUCUUUAUGGAUCAUGCCAGAAAUUUGAAGUUCACUGGAGUUUCCAUUUAUGGUUGUCUCAGUCGGCAUUUUCUUAGAAUCUCAUAUAAUUAGUUGAAGUUGGAGAAAAAUGAAGGCUACUUCUCAGCAUGGAUUGUUUUGUUGUUGUUUGAGAGAAAGAACUCAUAUUGAACAGUUAAUCAGAUACAUUAUUGAAGAAGCUCCUGAAGAGGCUGAGAAGAAUCGAAGUUUUAAGUUUCCUUUUAUCGCUUGUGAGAUUUUUACUUGUGAAGUGGAUAUAAUUCUCAAAGCUUUGAUGGAGGAUGAAGAGUUGAUGAACUUGUUGUUUUCCUUCCUAGAACCCAAGCCUUCUCAUAGCACCCUACUGGCUGGCUACUUCAGCAAGGUUGUCAUAUGCUUGUUGUUGCGGAAGACAAUUUCUUUUAUGCAGUAUGUUCAAGCACAUCAAGCAAUUGUAAAGAAGCUAGUUGAUCUGAUAGGAAUUACUUCCAUCAUGGAGGUUUUGAUAAGGCUUCUUGGUGCUGAUGGGCAUCUGUAUGCAAGCUAUACAGAAUCAAUGAAGUGGAUUGAAGAGACUGGUGUUCUGGAGUUGAUAAUGGACAAAUUCAGAUCUUCAGAUUGUUCAAUAGUUCAUUCUAAUGCAUCUGAAACGCUUUGUGCUAUUACUCGAUUUGCUCCUCCUGGUAUUAUGGCUAAAAUUGCCAGCCCAAGUUUUGUAGGAAGACUGUUUCGCCAUGCCUUGGAAGAGUUACGACCACCAUCUGUUUUAAUAAACUCAUUAUCUGUGUGCAUAUCUUUGUUAGAUCCUAGGAGGCUAACUACUGGAACAGCUUAUGCAUACAAUCGCCAAUUAACUCGUGGACCUACAGUUUCAGCAACUAUGGAGACUGUAGAAGGCAUGUUGGAGAGUUUAGGUAGGUUGCUCAAGCUUCUGGAUGUUUCUUCAUCAGAUGAAGUUUUGGUUACUGCAUACGGAAAGUUACAGCCACCUCUUGGGAGGCAUCGUCUGAAGAUUGUAGAGUUCAUAUCGGUCUUACUUUCGGUGGGUGGCAAAGCAACAGAGGAGUUGAUUAAUCUUGGAGCAAUCAAUCGAAUUUUGGACUUGUUCUUUGAGUACCCAUACAAUAACUUUCUGCAUCACCAUGUAGAGAACAUUGUAGUGUCAUGUUUAGUGAGCAAGAAUUCUUCACUUGUAGAGCAUGUUCUUCAUGAGUGUGAUCUUGUGGGGAAGAUACUGAAUGCAGAAAAGCAUUUCACUUUGCCAGUUGGUCCGAACAAGCCAACGGUUUCUGCAGAAGGUAAAGCACCACCUAGGAUAGGGAACAUGGGUCAUUUGACACGUAUAUCUAACAAACUUGUUCAACUGGCAAACAACAGCAGUGAGAUUCGAUCACAUUUGCAGGAUAGCACGGAAUGGAGUGACUGGCAAACAAAUUUCCUUUCAAAGCGUAAUGAAUUGGAAAAUGUCUACCGUUGGGCGUGUGGGCGCCCAACAGGACUGCAGGAUCGAAGUAGGGAUAGUGAUGAAGACGAUUACCAGGAAAGAGACUACGAUGUUGCAGCUCUAGCAAAUAAUUUGAGCCAGGCUUUUCGACAUGGCAUUUACAGCAAUGAUGAUAUGGAUGAGGCUCAUGGAUCACUUGAACGUGACGAUGAGGAUGUUUACUUCGAUGAUGAAUCUGCUGAAGUUGUUAUAUCCUCUCUGCGUCUUGGUGAUGACCAGGAAAGUGGCUCUCUCUUUACAAAUUCAAAUUGGUUUGCUUUUGAGAAUGAUUUAAUUGCAAGUGAUCGUACAACUGGCUUGCUUGCCUCUCCUUCCCCGUAUAUUAAAGAGACUGGAGUCGUCAAUGAUGGUGCUAAUGACGUUAUUGUUGGCGAAGAUGAUGAUUUGGAUGACAUGGCAACAUCCUCUCCACAAUCACAGGGCACGUCAGAACACUCGCGCAAUGUAACAAGCAAUUCAAAAGAAAUAGCAGCCAACGAGACUGAUAAUCCACCUGAGUGGGUCGAAUGGAGGGAGACCUCAAAUCACGAAGGUUCCUCCUUAAUACUUUCAAAUGGGGAAGUUGCAGUAAUUUCAGAGGUUACUGAAUCAGAUGCCACACAACCCUCUCUGUCCGUAGGUGCAUUGGCCGGUAAAGACGCUGCUGUUGGACAAGUACCAGCAGAUACCAAUAAUGAUAAAAAUUUGGAUUCUUCAGAAAUGUCGAAAUCUGUAGACAAUAUUAAUAUAAAAUCAAAAUCUAUCACUAGUGAGGAAAUAGUCAAUGAUGCAGGAGCCAAUGAUGUAACAAUAGGCCACGAGAGCGCCAAGGAAAUGAAACGCUGAUUGAUAUAUCUUUGGCAUUGAUCCCGUGGGUAGAUGAACCCUUGGGCAUGUUUGCUGGCUAGGGAAUUGUAUUCUUAGAUCCUUGUGUACAUCAAUCAAUGGGGCAAGGUGAAGGUAUAAUAGGUUGAUUAUUCUUUCUCACCAUCUGUAGAAAAGUUAAGGUCUCAUGUCUGUCACUCACGUUAUCUCUAUGAAAAGGGAAGGUUCUGAUGUUAGAUA
Molecule: messenger RNA, 3199 nt
Organism: Cucurbita pepo subsp. pepo (vegetable marrow)
Lineage: Eukaryota; Viridiplantae; Streptophyta; Magnoliopsida; Cucurbitales; Cucurbitaceae
Source: RefSeq, a predicted model, not a curated record